Messenger RNA from Macadamia integrifolia, 2349 nucleotides. RefSeq lists its product as uncharacterized. The record is from RefSeq and is a predicted model, not a curated record. NCBI's taxonomy places the organism in Eukaryota, Viridiplantae, Streptophyta, Magnoliopsida, Proteales, Proteaceae. The transcript has a single exon. The coding region runs from base 740 to 1975 and encodes 411 amino acids.
AGCAUGAUUUCUAUACUUCCAUAGAAGGCAUCCCUAUCCCACAUGAAAGAUGAAAAUCAAUAGAAUUACCAAGACACGGCCUCCACACGCCAUCUCCUAUUCUAACCCCUAUCUCUCUCUCCUGCACAAUUCGAAAAGAAACAGAAAAACUACGGCGGAACUUAAUUCUCGAGGGUCAGUUAGCUAAGGCAAUGUCUCUCCUUCGCUCAUCCCCUAAUCCCCAGCCCAAACAGCUCAACCUUCCCUGUUCAAUUCAACUGAAUUCCAUUGCCUCGAACAAUAAAAAUCACCUUGAAGAAGAAGAAAAAACCUGCAACCCUUGGCCUCACCUGUUCUUCCUCUUCUGCUCUCCUGUGAUAAUCCGUUCAAACGGAAGAAACAAACACAAAUUGGGUUCCUUGUUACCAAUUCGUCAAUCUGGGGCAGUUCAGUAGAAACAAUGGAAGUUCAGAGGCUUAGGCAGUUGAUGCUCUUUUGGUCAAGAAACAGCACUCGUGUGGCCCUCGUGGGUGGAAAUCACACAGCUGCUAGGUUUUGCACUCGCUAGACUUCCCCUUCCUCUCCUCUUCUCUCCCCCUCUUUCUUUCUCUGACAUUGUCUUUCUCUGUAAAAUCAAAAUACCCAUUUACCGGAAAAACCUGCAACAUUCUCUCUUCUUCCCUCCCUCACCUGCUUUCUCAAAAAAUUCAGAAACAAUCCUCGACAAUUCAAGGUAGAAACUAAAUUUGAAGAAUAAGAUAUGACCAUGGCUCCAGGAUUUCGACCUGCACAGACCCAGUAUAGGAUAAAGCUCCGGCACAGAGGUGGGAUCGCUGUGACUCCUAAGAAUCAGCUCAUAAUUAAGCUACCCGAUUCAAGGGCUCUGAAGGUUACUGCCCGAUCGAUGCUUCUGGCAUUGGCCAUUAUUACUUCUUCCUGGCUUGGAUCACUUGUCAUUUGGGAUCCUUCCUUAUCUUAUAGUCCUGUAACCUAUGAGGUCCGUGUUCAUGGUGAAUCAUUGUUGCCUGUGCUCCUUCGUGACUUAACCCGCGAGGGUCUCUUCAAAUCGAGCGACAAAGCCCUCUUCGUGAGCCGAUAUGGCGAUGGCAACGAUGUGAUAGCUCAUGGUUCCCAAAUCUUGAACCCACAUGAAAUCGUCUCUGAAUCCGAUGCCGAUCGACAGAGUUCGAUCCCAGAUGGCACAUUUGAUUUCGUCUUCGCGUCUGGCUUCCUUGCCGGCGAUUUCAUCGAUCGAAGCCUCAAGAUCGGCGGAAUUGUCGCCAUUCAAUUGAGCAAUGACGCCUCGAAUGCCUUCCACAAACCAUCGAAUUACAAAAUUGUGUAUCUCAGGCAAUUCGAAUCCACGGUUUUGGCGAUGAAGAAGACUGGCCCUGCUGAGAUGAAAGCACCGACGAAGAGCUGUCUCUGCGGAUUUUCAUCGGAAGCCAAGAGGGCAGCAUUGAAUGGCCUAGAGGAUGUGCUGCUUGAACCUCCACAAGAUUCUUCAUUGAAGAAGAGUAACAAGUACUUGAAAAGGACCAAAUUCCUCCCUAACCUAAUGGGUGAUUCUUUAGAAGACUACUCUCGUCGCCUAUUCAUCGAUGUUGGCUUACCAGACAAGAACGGCAAUGGCGGAUCGACAUGGUUUGCAAAGAACUACCCAACAAGGAACAGAGAUUUUGAGAUGUUUAAGAUAGAGACUGUGAAUGAGAACGAAGAGGUAUUGGAUGAGGAGGUGCCACAGAUAAGCAUGUCGGACUGGUUGAACGAGAAUCUGAGGAUAGAGGACUACGUGGUGAUGAAGGCAGAAGCAGAGGUAGUGGAGGAGAUGAUGAAGAGCAAAGCUAUCUGUUUGGUGGAUGAGCUGUUUCUAGAGUGUGACCACCAGGGCUUGGGAGGGAGGAAGAGCAAGAGCAAGCGGGCUUAUUGGGAGUGCUUGGCUCUUUAUGGGAAGUUGAGGGAUGAAGGAGUUGCAGUGCAUCAAUGGUGGGGAUGAAGAAGAUUUCAACUUUGUUAGAGAGAGAGAGAGAGAGAGAGAGAGAGAGAGAGAACCGAAAAGCCAUCUUUCUGUUCGCUCUUCUCUGUGCAUUGUUUGGCUCAUUGCAGAUAUGCAGUGGCCCACAUAGUGUGCGAGAGUGGGUCUGAUGUGGAGGGGUGCGUUCAAUAUCUUCAUCCUAAGUUUUUUUUCAUUCUAUUUUUUAUAAUUACAUCUGAGUAUGUGCACAGGGAAAGUAGUAGACUUGGUACCUCAAGUAUGAUUUAUCAUGUUUGGGGUACCUUAAGUUUCAUUAUUGUAUUUGGGUACCUCGUGUUUUAUAAUGGGUUUUCUUUCCCGGCAGUAUGCCUAAUGAAAUAUAAUGCUUCAUCAUU